AUAGUGACAGUCCAAUUGUAAAUUGCAACAAAGGCAUCAAAACCCAGAACCCAAUCAUCUUUUAUUGCAAGCUUUUGCGCAUUGGAAUUUGGAGGCCUUAAAAAAGAUGCGAUGCUACACGCAAACUAGUAGUACAAGUCCAAUAAGAAAAGCAACAUAGAGAGAUUGGCCAAUUCUCUGGCUAGCUCACAUCUCAUUUAACACAAUUCCCUGUUGCUGAUACUUACACACACUUCAAUUCAAGUUUCAAACUUGCUUAACCAUGGAACGGUAUGAGAUAAUCAAAGAUAUUGGGUCAGGGAACUUUGGUGUCGCAAAGCUCGUCAAGGAAAAAUGGACUGCUGAAUUAUACGCUGUCAAGUUCAUUGAGAGAGGCUUCAAGAUUGAUGAGCACGUGCAAAGAGAGAUUAUAAAUCACAGAGCUUUGAAGCACCCCAAUAUCAUUAGAUUCAAAGAGGUGUUACUUACUCCAACUCAUCUUGCAAUAGUCAUGGAAUAUGCUUCCGGGGGAGAACUGUUUGAAAGAAUAUGUAGUGCUGGGAGAUUCAGUGAGGACGAGGCAAGAUAUUUCUUUCAGCAAUUGAUUUCUGGAGUCAGCUAUUGCCAUUCAAUGGAAAUUUGCCAUAGGGAUCUUAAGCUGGAAAACACACUUCUAGAUGGAAGCUCAGCACCACGACUUAAAAUCUGCGACUUUGGUUACUCAAAGUCAUCAGUUCUGCACUCCCAGCCAAAAUCUACUGUAGGAACCCCUGCCUAUAUUGCACCAGAGGUUUUGUCAAGAAAAGAAUAUGAUGGGAAGGUUGCAGAUGUUUGGUCUUGUGGGGUGACCUUAUAUGUGAUGUUGGUUGGUGCAUAUCCUUUUGAAGACCCAGAAGACCCAAGAAACUUCAGAAAAACACUUCAGAGAAUUCUUAGCGUCCACUAUUCUAUUCCAGACUAUGUACGUAUCAGUAAAGAGUGUAGACACCUUUUGUCUCGAAUAUUUGUGGCCAACCCAGAAAAGAGAAUUAACAUACCAGAGAUAAAAAUGCACCCUUGGUUCCUGAAGAACUUACCAGUAGAAUUUAUGGAGGAGGGAGAAGGAGUGUUGCAAAAUGACAUGAAGGAAUCGUGUGAGACUCAAAGCAUUGAAGAAAUAUUGUCCAUAAUUCAAGAGGCUAGAAAACCGGGUGAGGGCCCAAGAGUUGGUGAGCAAUUUGUUGGGGGCAGCAUGGACCUUGAUGACAUCGAUGCAGAUGCUGACAUCGAUGAUAUUGAGACAAGCGGUGAUUUUGUCUGUGCUUUGUGAACAAUGAUGCCUGCAAUGUUUUUGCACUCUGCACACCAAUUCUCCCUGAAAAGCAGUUUAAGAUAAGAUGUUCAUUAACGAGAUGGAUAGGGAAUCAAACAAAACCUCUCUACCAUGGUUUUUGAUUUUCCUUUCAUUGCAAGUUAGCUUGUCUUCUUCUUGCUUUAGUGUUUUCGCACUUGGCCAAAAUAAUCACACUGUAAGAUAUGUUAUAUUCACUUUCUCUCUUUAUGUAUAAAAAAUAAUUUUCGAA
Molecule: messenger RNA, 1541 nt
Organism: Vigna umbellata (rice bean)
Lineage: Eukaryota; Viridiplantae; Streptophyta; Magnoliopsida; Fabales; Fabaceae
Source: RefSeq, a predicted model, not a curated record